This is a messenger RNA of Elaeis guineensis (African oil palm), 2057 nucleotides long. RefSeq names its product protein FAR1-RELATED SEQUENCE 5. Gene Ontology annotation, biological process: regulation of DNA-templated transcription. Gene Ontology annotation, molecular function: zinc ion binding. The record is from RefSeq and is a predicted model, not a curated record. NCBI's taxonomy places the organism in Eukaryota, Viridiplantae, Streptophyta, Magnoliopsida, Arecales, Arecaceae.
GAUCUGCGGUGGAUCGUGCAAUUCGAGCAAGCCAAGGGUUCGCCGCGAGGCAGGCGGAUAAUAGAAAGUCGGGACGGUUCCCGUGCGCCUCCGGAUCAGAAUUAGGGCACGACGGAGAGCGGUAGGGGGUGGUGACGCGACUCCUCCGAGAGCGAAGGAGAGGACGGGAGAGGCGAGGCGAAAGGUUUUGAUUUUCUAGCUAUGGAGAGUACGUCAAGCGAAGAUGAUGGAUCGCUACGAGAUAACAAUAUGGACCUCAAUGAUGACAACAUGGACCACCAUAUGACGUUGGAGGUCAGCAGUCACUUGGUUGAAGCGGAUAAUCUGUUCUCUUCCCAUCAGCAGGGUGCUGAGAAUCUUGAACCAUUUGUUGGUAUGGAGUUUGAAUCUGAGGAAGCGGCAAAGCUGUUCUACAUGGCCUAUGCUAGUCGUGUGGGGUUUUCUGUGCGUAUCAGCAAGUCCCGUCGCUCAAGAAAUGAUGAGUCCAUCAUUAUGCGGCGUUUUGUGUGUUCCAAGGAGGGCUUCCAUUUGAAAAAGGGUAAUUAUGAUGAUGGCAAGAAGAAGAGAAAAAGAGCCACCAUAAGAGAAGGUUGCAAGGCAAUGAUUGAGGUAAUUCAAAAGUAUUAUGGCAGGUGGGUUGUUACGAAGCUUGUCAAGGAGCAUAGUCAUGUUGUGGCAGCACCAAACAGAGUGCGUUAUGUUGUACCUGAGGAAUAUGCUCAAGCAGACCCAUAUGUUGGAAUGGAGUUUCCAUCUCAUGAAGCUGCCCAGACAUACUAUUAUGCAUAUGCCAGCCGUAUUGGGUUUGAUGUCCGUAUUAGGCUGUCUCGUCGUUCAACAAGGGAUGAGACCUUUGUCAUGCGGCGGUUUGUCUGUACAAAAGAGGGUUUCAAUCCGUAUGAAGACAAUUACGAUGAAAACAAGAAAAAGAGAAAUCGAACUCCCACGAGGGAAGGUUGCAAGGCAAUGUUUGAAGUAAUUAAAAAAGAUUAUGAUAAAUGGAUUGUUUCUAAGCUUGUCACAGAGCAUACUCAUGAUCUUGCAAUUGCACCGAGCAAGGUGCAUUAUAUUCAGUCUCAGAGUGAAGUAGUUGUUCUUACAAAAAGUGGUACUGUUAAUCAGGAGAAGUCAGCAACUCCAUCUAACUCAAAAGCACCACUUGGAGAAUCAUUUGGGGGUUUCAAUAAUCUUCUCUCAAAUGAUCCGGAUUAUAGGAGUGAUAUGAAGAAUGUUGGGAAAAAUGCCUUUGGAGUGGAAGACACUCAAAAUCUUUUAGAGUAUUUUAAAAGGAUGCAUGCAGAGAACCAGACAUUCUCUUAUGCAUUUCAAGUUGACAAAAAUAAUUGUCUGACACAUGCAUUCUGGACCGAUGCAAAAGCUAAGAUGGCUUACUAUUGCUUUGGUGAUGCUGUUACAUUUGACACGUCAUUUAAGGAGGAUAAAAACAUGAUGCCAUUUGUCAUGUUCACAGGUGUGAAUCAUCACUUCCAGUCUGUAAUUUUUGGAUGUGCCUUGAUUACAGAUGAGACAGAAGCUUCAUAUGCUUGGUUAUUUGAGAACUGGCUACUAGCUAUGUGUGGACGCCCUCCAGUUUCACUAAUUACUGAUUUCCAUGAGGCCAUGGGGUCAUCAAUUUCAAAGGUGUUCCCAGCAACUCGUCAUCGAUGCUGCAAGUGGCAUAUAUUAAGUAAGUGCAAGGAAAAGCUGGCUAAUGUGUAUCUAACAUGUGCUACUUUUGAAGAGGAAUUGGAAAAGUGUGUCAAUGAGUCUGAAACAUUUGAAAUAUUUGAGUCACAGUGGAAAUCUAUCCUUGAUAAGUAUGACCUGGGAGAGAACUCGUGGAUGCAAUUUUUAUAUAGUAUUCGGCAAAAAUGGGUUCCCGUGUACCUUAAGGAUACAUUUACUGCAGAAAUCUCAGCAAUUCAAAGACCAGAAAGCUUGAACAAGUUCUUUGAGAAGUACUUCAACACAAAGACACCCGUACUAGUCUUUGUUUCUCUAUUUGAACAAGCGAUGGCAGGAUGGUAUGAAAGGGAAAACUUGGAAGAUUUAGCUAC